AUGUCUUCUGCAACUGGGUUCAAGGCUCGUGAAAAGGACACAGAAGAGGUCAAGGCUAGACAAGAUAUAAACAUAGAUACCCAUGAAGAGAUCAUAGAUGAAAAGGAAGAUUUGAAGAAGGAGAUUGUUUCCACCGAGAAGAAGGAAUCUAAUACACUGCUUCGUGUGGAAUCUAUAAUUAUGCCACUCGUGUUUACAGGGUUGGCCAUUUUCAUUAGAAUGUACAAGAUCGGCAUUAACGAUCAUGUUGUUUGGGAUGAAGCACAUUUCGGGAAGUUUGGUUCAUAUUAUUUAAGACACGAGUUUUACCAUGAUGUCCAUCCACCAUUGGGGAAAAUGCUUGUCGGACUUUCAGGCUAUUUGGCUGGUUACAACGGAUCUUUUGAUUUUUCAUCUGGUGCUGAGUAUCCUGAUUAUGUUGAUUACGUCAAGAUGAGAAUAUUCAAUGCAGCAUUUUCUGCCAUGUGUGUUCCUGUGGCUUACUUCACAGCUAAGGCAAUUGGGUUCUCUAUCCCAACCGUUUGGUUAUUUACGAUUACUGUUCUCUUUGAAAAUUCAUACACUACAUUAGGCAAGUUUAUUCUUCUGGAUUCCAUGUUAUUAUUCUUUACUGUUCUGUCGUAUAUGUGCUUUGUCAUCUUCCAUAACCAAAGAUCAAAACCAUUUUCGAGAAAGUGGUGGAAAUGGAUGCUCUUGACAGGCCUAUCCAUGGGUUGUGCUAUUUCUGUAAAGAUGGUUGGUCUUUUCAUCAUAACAGUCGUCGGUAUCUACACUAUUAUCGAUCUAUGGAAUUUCUUAGGUGACAAGACCAUGUCAUGGAAAGCUUAUAUUGGACAUUGGUUAGCCAGAAUUAUCUGUUUAAUUAUCGUUCCAUUCUUAGUCUUCUUAGCAUGUUUCAAGAUCCAUUUUGAUUUGUUAACACACUCAGGUACCGGAGAUGCCAACAUGUCAUCUUUAUUCCAAGCUAAUUUGAUUGGUUCUGAUGUAGGUGCAGGUCCUCGUGACGUUGCAGUCGGUUCAUCAAUCAUUUCUAUCAAGAAUCAAGCUUUAGGUGGUGCCUUAUUACAUUCUCAUUAUAAUGCCUACCCAGAGGGAUCCAAUCAGCAACAAGUUACCGCGUACAGUUACAAAGAUGCAAACAAUGAAUGGUUCUUUGACAGACCAAGGGGUGAACCAUUUUACCAUGAAAAUGAAACUGAUAUUGAAUACGUUCUAGGUGAUUCACAAUAUAGAUUAGUCCAUCAUAAGACAGGCAAGAACUUGCAUACACAUCCAGUGAGAGCUCCAAUUUCUAGUACUCAAUGGGAAGUGUCAGGUUAUGGUGAUGCUGAACAAGGUGAUAGCAGAGAUAAUUGGUUAAUUGAAAUCGUUGAUCAAAGAGGUGACGAAGAUAAGACCAAAUUACACCCAUUGACCACAUCAUUCCGUAUUUACAAUCCCGAUAUGGAUUGUUAUUUAUCUCAAACAGGUAAUCAUCUACCUGAAUGGGGGUUCAAACAAUUUGAAGUUGCCUGUGUCCAAAAUCCAUUCAGAAGAGAUAAGAGAACCUGGUGGAACAUUGAAACCAACGAAAAUGAUGUUCUCCCACCAAGACCUGCUGAUUUUAAGUUCCCAAAGACCAAUUUUUUUAAGGAUUUUAUCCAAUUGAAUCUUGCUAUGAUGGCUACUAAUAAUGCUUUGGUUCCAGAUCCAGAAAAGUUUGAUAUAUUGGCAUCAUCAGCUUGGCAAUGGCCAACCCUUUACUGGGGUUUGAGAAUUUGUAGCUGGGGUGAAGAUGUUGUCAAAUAUUUCUUAUUAGGUACACCUGCUUCCACAUGGGGUUCCUCAUUGGCUGUUGUAGGUCUAAUGGUUUAUAUAGUGGUGCUAUUAAUAAGAUGGCAGAGACAGUACUCCGAUCUACAAGAUCCGAAAGAUUUGAAUACUUUCAUGAUGGGUGCAUUUUAUCCAUUACUAGCAUGGGGGUUACAUUACGCUCCAUUUGUUAUCAUGUCAAGAGUCACAUACGUUCAUCAUUAUCUACCAGCUCUAUAUUUUGCUCUAAUCAUCUUGGCAUAUGUCUUUGAUGCGGGUUUGAAAUUCUUGACAAAAACCAAAAGUACUCAAAUUCUCAGGAUUGUUAUCUAUCUAGCUGCUUAUGUCACUGUUAUUGGAUGUUUCUGGUAUUUCUCUCCAAUUUCUUUCGGUAUGGUGGGUCCAAUGGAAAACUAUUCUUACUUGAAUUGGUUUUCCACCUGGAAUAUUGCCAAGGAAUCAAGGUAG
This is a messenger RNA of Naumovozyma castellii, 2259 nucleotides long. It is a transcript of the gene PMT2, whose product is annotated as dolichyl-phosphate-mannose-protein mannosyltransferase PMT2. The record is from RefSeq and is a predicted model, not a curated record. The coding region runs from base 1 to 2259 and encodes 752 amino acids. NCBI's taxonomy places the organism in Eukaryota, Fungi, Ascomycota, Saccharomycetes, Saccharomycetales, Saccharomycetaceae. The transcript has a single exon.